GGCAGGAAGGGGCGUCACGUCUGGGCAGAGGAAACCCCAUCUCCCAGUCUCCUGCCUUUGAUGCUCUUUAACAAUCCCUCCUCCUUCCCCUUAUCAUAUGCUCACCUUAGUGUCAACAGCAUCAGGCAGAUCAAGGAGCCCAGUUUCUGAAGGAAAUCUGAACUCUUUUGGCUUUUGUUAUGCUCAGAUUUCUGAGCAUCUAUCUUAAAUAUUCCCCAGGUAACUUGAACAGGGAAGCUGGAUGUGCAGUCUCUGAGUAGGGGGAAGGUAAGGACCAUGGAAGUCAUGUAUUGCCCAUUCUCUCAUCUCCUGUAAGGACACUGAGUGCUCCCCGUUUUGCCAGCAGGUCUUUGAGAGUAACAAAGCAGAUGAGAGGAAGGGAGCGGAGCGGCACGGAGACAGACCCAGGCUUCUGUAAUUGCUGUGUUGGCAGCAGGGCAUUGAUGGCUGGACUGAAAAGCCUACGAAACUGUAGUUUUCUCUUUUACUAAGAUGAUGGAAACUAUGGCUCUGAGCUUUAAUUUAAUUUGACGUAGUUCUGCAGAAGGUGCAGAUUUCCUUUGAAUUUCCAAAAGAAAAUCAUGCAGAUCAACUCAGAAUCUACAAUAGAUCUCUCUUUUUUGCCAUGUCAGCUGACAACCACCAGCUCCAUACUCAUUCCUACCAGGACUCACUAAGUUCUACUUGUCACAGUCUCUUGAAUGUCAACAGUCACCCCCUGUCAAAGAGCUCCUCAAGUCUGGACUGUACUGGGCAGUCAAGUUUAGAGGAAAAGCAAAGCAACAAACAGGAGCUGAAGAAAAGCCGUAGUAGCACCAUCUGCCAUACUCUGGGAAACAAGGGUGAUGAAAGGAGUGUGCCGAGUCCUGGAUGGUCCUUCUCGCAGCCUGGGGUGGUGGGACAUGGGCCAGUGGUCCAAACCAUAAGUGACCAGUCAGCCAGUGACAAUUCACAGAGCAGAACUAAGACUACAAACAAUCUUCUUACUGCUGAACAAUCUCCAGCAUCCUGGGAAUUGGGGGACACUAAGAUGUGUGUAAAGAGCGGCACUGCUGAGAAUGUUUCUUCAGCCUGCAUUGUCCACCAGCAAAGCAUGUGUAAAAUGGAAGAAUCAGGAACUGCCCUUCAGAGAAGCCACUCAGACCUAACUUGCAGUUGCAAACAGCAGACUUGUGCCACUCACACAGAAACCAGCGCUACUCACUCCAGCCUAACCUCUUCUAGCUGCAGGCAUGGUCCACCAGUGGCUAGGGUGUCUUUCCAAACACAGAGAUACGGAUCAGAAACAAACGAAAAUACAUUUCACUAUCAAAACCUUGUGACUCAUCUUCCAGUCCUACCUAGAGACCAAAAAGUACCCACAAACAGCUUUGACAGCAGUGGUAUUCCACGUAACACUACUAUUUACACAGAUCCUGGAACAUUUCACACUGCUGUUCUAGGACCCCACAUGCCUGGAAGUGGUUUCUCAAACAGGACAAUGUUCAGUCAAGCCACUGGGAUUAUUCAUGGUGGUCUGAUUUAUGGUCAUAUUCCAAACUCUAUCUAUUCACCCAUGGUGAUGACAGUUCAUAACAAUUCUGCAGGGUCCUAUAAUAUAAGGCAGAACCCUUGCAUGAAGGUAGAUGCCACCACCUCUGCCCAUUGCCAUUCUUUGCCCAUACCAUCUAUCCAACUUGAUCCACAGUUGGUAUGCUCAGUUAGUGAGUCGGGAAAAGAGCAGGCAGCACCUGGCUAUUUUAAUUCCCUUUCUACUUCAGAUAUUCUGACAUAUCCUAAGCUGGUGUCUUCAGUAAGUGAAUCAGGCCUGGAUGCCAAGAGAGUCCUGAAGUGCUCUAGCAUUCCUGGAGAACAUGCUCAACACUGUGCUCAGGAGGAGACAGUUCCUCCAGAAACAAAGACUGCUUGUGUUGCCUUUAGUAGCCAGCAAGGUGCAGCCAUGGUAAUGACAACUAAGGAUAUGUGGACUAUGACCUCUAUGAAUGAUUUAACCAAAGGACUGAAGCCAGGUCUUGAGCUUAGAGAUGCUGAGGUACAAACUCUUCCAAUCAUGGAAUGCAAAUCUGUGGCUACAAGCCCAGCAGCUGCAGCAGAGGGCCACUCGCAUGUGUUCCCGGAGGUGAACCUGGAGCAAGACUUGGAGCCGUCAACAUCUCCAGUACGCGAAGUGAGAUGGGAUGAUGAAGGAAUGACCUGGGAAGUGUACGGGGCAUCUGUGGAUCCAGAAGUCCUUGGGUUAGCCAUUCAAAAACAUCUCGAGAUUCAAAUAGAACAAUUCCAGACAGAGCCCACUCAGCUGGCUAGGAAAAGUAAUGAGGAGUCAUCUUCUGAUAAAAUGGGGAAAAAAAGGCCAUUCAGAACAAUGAUGCAUUCCCUGAGACAUCCAAGCUGUUGUGCUUCCAGUGCUGCAGUGGAGUGAGCACAGAUGUAGGACAGCUGUGCUGCUUUUCAAUUGUAAAUAAAUGCUGACUCUCAGGUGUUAACAAAGCAGGUGUGGACAAUCCACUUCAGGAUAAGUGUGAAAGUUCAGUGCCCAUCAAAUACACAUCAAAGCAUGGAAAACCCCAUGGUUGGGCCAUAUAACAGAGAAUAUAAGGUUGUACCUACAUCAUGCCAUCUGAGCGCUCUUGACUGCAUUUAAUGUAGUGCUGUUUUAUUCUUCUAUGUUAGUUUUAAAUCAUAUUGUAAGGAAUGAGACUUCUUUUCUAAAUGAUGCAUCUUUUUAAAACAAUGAUGACUUUUGUCUGUAUUUUAAUAAUUUAGGGUUAGAAAACAAAGUUAGAAAUUGAUGCUUUAAUCAAAGUUCUUAGCUUUCAAUCCUACUCCCUUCAAUUCUUUUGGGAGCUAGUUUGCUGACAAUUUAUGGUAAUGCUGGCUAUAAGCCCACUUCAACUGUAGACAAAAUGACAAACUAGCGUAAUGCUAUAUGACAAAGAAUUGUAACUUUUGCUACAUAACUCUGUGAAGUAAUUUUGGUAUUGCUAGUCUGAGCUCUUCCCUUUGCAAGCUGAUGUACAGUUAAAGGAUGCUCCUGCAACUUGCAAAUUAGUUUGUAGUUAUGAUGAAUUACGCUCUAAAUGUCCAGAACUGAUGUUUACCAAGUGAUUGACAGAAAUGUACAGUAUUACCAAAGAUGACUCAUGUAACAAAAACUGUUCAGAUUAGUCUGUCACAAUAUCGUACCCUACAAAUCAUAAGCAGUUUUGUUUUGCUUAUAUUAAAAGUAAUUUCCAGUGA
Tyto alba (common barn owl) is the source of this 3237-nucleotide messenger RNA. RefSeq names its product G protein regulated inducer of neurite outgrowth 2 (gene GPRIN2). Bases 626 to 2419 code for a protein of 597 amino acids. Gene Ontology annotation, biological process: neuron projection development. The record is from RefSeq and is a predicted model, not a curated record. Lineage: Eukaryota; Metazoa; Chordata; Aves; Strigiformes; Tytonidae. The transcript has 3 exons. Gene Ontology annotation, cellular component: plasma membrane.